UACAAAUUGAGAGUCUGCAUACACAUGCAUGCACAUGAGGCGGGGCAGGGGUGUUCACAACGCUUAGUAUUGUUGCAUCGACCACAACAGACUCUUUAACCUACAUUAACAUCGCUUGUUGGAACCACAGAAUCUUUUAAAGCAGACUGUCACUACCUCAGUAUGCGUCUGAAAGAUCAGUUGUCAGGAUGCUCGUAUAUCGAGGCUCUAGUGCGGAAAGCCACUUCCGAUAAGCCGUUCCCACCCAAACGCGAGCACUUAAGGGAAAUCAGUGGGGCCACGUACAAUCCAGAUGAUUCACAGUUGGUGAUGAUCAUGGAGACCUUGCUGCAACGAUAUAGAGAGGAUAAGGGGUAUUGGCGUCAUACAUACCGAGCUUUGAUCGUACACGAAUAUUUGAUUAAGAAUGGGUCCGCGAAGUUUGUAGCUCUGUCGCGCAAGUAUGAAAGAUUUGUUACACCACUGGCCGCAAAUGGACCUGUAGAUCCCCAAGCAAUCAUCAAUCCUCUGGAUAAGAAAAAGGUUAUCGAUAUGUCAAAACGAUUACUGAGAUGGCUGGACAAUCCCAAUGAAUUAGAGGCCGCCCGUGCGAAGCUCCAGAACAACAAAAGUGGACACGGUAGCAGAGGCUCGAACCUUGGAGAUGACGCGUACGACAGGGAACUUCAGGAGGCCUUGGCGCUCAGCAAGCAAGAAUUCGAGCAUUCACAGGUCAAGAAGGCUUCGAAACAAGCCGCACCUACGGGCGACGGCGACGCAGAAAUGCAAGCCGCUCUCGCACUCAGCAAGGCCUCGUAUUUGCAAAACCAGACGCUGAUUGACUUUGGGGAUCCCGCCGGCAACACACAGCAGCCAGCAGCUUUUGAUCCAAUCAUGACCGAAAGCAAAAACAUGUUGGGACAAUUGAAAACCCAACAUAGUUCUUCAGGUGCACAUCAAAAUGUAAACAAUCUCGACAUCUUCAACCUGGGAUUUAACAGCCAACCCAUACAAAACCAACAACCGCAACAGCAGCAACAAUCAAACGAUCCCUACGCUAUCUUCAACAACGUGUCUACCGCUCAGACCACCUCUGUGUUUGGAGGAUCCGACCCGUUCGCCUCGAACAGCACGCCGGCUCAACAGCCACCAGCGAACAACAACGACCCCUUCGGAUUGGGCUUCACAUCCGCUCCACCUUCACAGCAGCAGCAGCAGUCGUCGGUUAUGGACUCCUUCGACCCGUUUGCACAGCCCACAAGUACCCAGGCCGCUCCGAGUAUCAUGGGUAUGGGUAUGAGCAUGUUUGGAGGUGCGCAAAUGGCGGCUCCCGCCCAGGGCAGUUCCUUUGGUACCCCACAGGCGCAGCUGACGGCUCAGCCUCAGUAUUUCGGAAACGGCGGCAUGUCCUUCGGCGGCGGCUCUCGCAACCAGUCACCCACGCCUGGACAACAAUCCAUGGGCAACACUAUGGGUAGUAAUAUGGGCGGUGGACUGGAUCCAUUUGGCGGGUCUAGUACAACCAGCCAGCCCCCGAGUGUGGGAGGUGGUGGAUUGGGUGUACCGAACUAUGGCGGAGUGAGUUUUGGCGGCGGAUCGCCCAUGCCGACUGGUACAGACCCGAAUGACCCCUUCGCAUCGCUGGGAGGGGGCGGGGCACAACCAAACGCAAUGCAGCAGCAACAGCCACAGCAGUCGGAAUCCUAUAAUCCCUUCGCCUAAGCCCGUGGGCAACAAAAGCCUGUGCUUUUGCGUUCGAACUAUUACGAUCCGACAUAUCUAAAUAAAGUGUGUUGGCUAUGGACCA
Messenger RNA from Sphaeroforma arctica JP610, 1786 nucleotides. RefSeq lists its product as hypothetical. The record is from RefSeq and is a predicted model, not a curated record. Lineage: Eukaryota; Ichthyosporea; Ichthyophonida. Gene Ontology annotation, cellular component: endosome; clathrin vesicle coat; plasma membrane. Gene Ontology annotation, molecular function: clathrin binding; phospholipid binding. Bases 163 to 1701 code for a protein of 512 amino acids. Gene Ontology annotation, biological process: endocytosis. The transcript is spliced from 8 exons.